CUUCGAUAUCCCUAUCAAUAUUUAUCCGUCACCCAUACUCGUCCUUAUGGCUUCUACAGAAGUCAAGGCUGAGGAGUCGCCCGUCGCCAUCACUGCCCAUGAUGUGAAAACUGAAGAUCCUGAGAAGCCCAGUCUUUCAGAAGCCGAUCUCAAGCAGUUGCGCACCGCUGUUACCAGCAAAACUGCGUGGUUGCAACAAGUUGGGGAUAUCUUGCUGGAUUGCUCUCAAACUUUCUUUGCUGAAGAAGCAAAGCUAAUAAAUUGGGCCAAUUAUCCGCAAUGGCUUGAUCUUGUGAUAACUCGAGCUUCCGGGCUAGAUGGUCUCUUUGGUGCUUAUCUCCGCGACGGCCUCUCUGCUAUUCCGAGCUUCUUUUCCCUUGAUCGCUGCUGCUUCAUUAUUGUGGAUGAUACAGUUACAACCGAAGCUAAGGGAUUCCUCUACGGCGAGAGGGUAUUUACCUACCCUCAUCGCGGUGCCUUCUUAUUCAUGCAAGAGCUGUAUAGUUCGCCUAGCCUUUAUCAAAUUGUCACCUACAUCAGUGAACGAAUCUCCAAUUCACCUUCUACUAAUGCGUUCGAUAAUGGGCGUCUUGUCAGGUCGCUUCGUUAUUUUGUCUUCUCGCGCCCAGAGAUGGAGGCGGACAAGAUUAUGUACCUUUGUCUCUUUCCUCCGGACGUCGUUCACAGGGUGUUUAAGCAUCCGGAUUACUCAGUUGACAUGCCUGUUGGUAAUCUUGACGCCCUGGUCCGCCGUAUUGCCGGCUAG
This is a messenger RNA of Myxozyma melibiosi, 766 nucleotides long. RefSeq lists its product as uncharacterized. Lineage: Eukaryota; Fungi; Ascomycota; Lipomycetes; Lipomycetales; Lipomycetaceae. The transcript is spliced from 2 exons. Bases 47 to 766 code for a protein of 239 amino acids. The record is from RefSeq and is a predicted model, not a curated record.